Messenger RNA from Amyelois transitella, 3585 nucleotides. RefSeq lists its product as uncharacterized. Gene Ontology annotation, biological process: RNA polymerase III preinitiation complex assembly. Bases 222 to 2624 code for a protein of 800 amino acids. The record is from RefSeq and is a predicted model, not a curated record. The transcript is spliced from 10 exons. Lineage: Eukaryota; Metazoa; Arthropoda; Insecta; Lepidoptera; Pyralidae. Gene Ontology annotation, molecular function: TFIIIC-class transcription factor complex binding. Gene Ontology annotation, cellular component: transcription factor TFIIIB complex.
UUGCUUGCUUUGUACUUGCCUAAUGCAGCUUGCGUUUGCGAACCGAUGCAAAUUCAAUCAUUAUUUUGUUUCGGUUUAUUUACUAUAAAUUAAAAAAAAACGUACAAUUAACAUGAAAAUGUAGUGUGUAUCAGUUAAUAUUAAAAAAGGUACCAUAAAUGUUUGAGCUACCCACAUGGUGUAUUUGAAUUGAUUAAAUACCACGCACGCAGAACUGCACGAUGGCGACCAGAAGAGCAAGAAUAAAAGCUGUUACAUCAUUGCCUCCACGAAGGAAAAACACAGACUCAGACAAAAAAUCAACUGCUACCAAGGAAGAUGUCGAAAAAUCUCUGAAAAGUCCUAAAACUCCUAGAUCUCUUCUUAAGGCCGACAGUUCUGAAAAUCCCACUAGUUUAUCCAGGCCGCCACCUGGUCUUUUACAUUUACGGUCAGACUCGCCCAAAACUCCUAAAGUGCCUACUUUUCAAGAUAAAAUACCAACACCCAAAGAAAAUCUGCCAGGAACACCGAAAAUUUCUGAAAAGGUUGCAGUUAUCACAUCAGCUAGUAAAUCCUGUGUUUUUGCUUCUCCUAAACUAAGGACUGACAGUCCAGACAGGCGCAAAAUUGUGUCACCUCUUAUAACUUCUGGAUUAAGUAAAAAUGCUCUCAAGUCUACCCCACCACAUACAAAAUUUGUUGAUACGAUUGUUGAAGCCUUUACAGGCAAUAAUACUGUAAAUACUCAAGCUAAUAACAGUAAUAAUAUAGAUGAAUACAAUGUGCCAAUUGAACCUGAAAGCAUCACCGAAGAGGCCAUGGAUGGCAUUGUUCCUCUCCAACCAACCAGCUCAGCCCCCAAACCUAUUGACCAACUGAAAAAUGAGAUCAUAUCGGAAAAUGCUGAGGUUCUCUUUGAUCCCAUUGUUCCACUACCUUCGCCAAAUAAAGUACGUCCGAAACUUAGACCUGCACCAAGAUUGGGUCCCUUUCGGAGGAACAGUAUACAGGGCAGUGCAAGUGAGUCAGAGGAUGAAAGUCGUCGGGCGCUCCUCAGCACAGGUGCGGCGACGCCGGCGCCACCGCGGCAGAGGCAUGACUCACACACAUCUCUCAGCACGCUACUCUCCGCACCAGCCAAAGAAAUUAACCGCACACGCAAUGACUCUAUUUGCUCGAGUGUCAGUCAGCUAACCACACAGCCGCCGCCCACUUCACCAGUCAAAGAGAAUCUCCUUGUAGCCAGAUCACGGCGUCAGGACAUGAGCCGCCGGAUGUCGGCGAUGCGGCGGCGAUACGAGAACGUACAAAGAGACAAACUGACCAUGUACGACCUCAUAUUCUACAAUCCCACCACCAAUCCUAUUGUUCAAACAGAAGACGAAAUCAUAGCAAAUGAGGCCAAUGAAAAAGAGGCGGAGAGGCAAGCUAAGGAGAGUGAAGAGAAAGUGGACGACCCUCCCGAAAUUGAAGCUACAGCCGCGCCCGUGCCGCAAAUCAAACUUGGCCCUAAUGGAGAGAUUGUCAUCGACGAACAGAGCUUGGUAAUAAAACAAACGGAGAGCAAGCGCAAACUUUCUUCAGUGGUCCAUGAAGGUUCUUGGAGCGGUUCAGGCGGGCGAUACACCCGCACGCCGCGCACUGGCGAUUGGAACGAAGCGGAAACUGUCCGCUUUUAUAGAGCGCUCGCCGCAAUCGGGACUGAUUUCAGCCUGAUGGCGCCACUGUUCCCCGAUCGGAAACGAAGAGAUUUGUAUUUGAAAUUCAAAAAGGAAGAGAAAAUAAACUGCGCUCUAGUGGACAAAGCCCUCCGUUCCGUCACUCGAUGGGACGUGACGAGACUAAUGGAGGAAUUCACCAAAGAAAGGGCGGAAGCAGCCGCCGCGGCCGCCCGCGACGCCGCGCGGCUGCGCGAGCGCCGGCGCGCCGAGCGCCAGCGCGCCGCGCACGCCGCCCAGUGGCUGCCGCGCCAGAGUCGAAGCAUGAAAGUGCUGGAAUCUUCGGCGAUCCCCACAGAAGAGAACACAAAUAUUGUCGACGAACUAGUGGAACGCGCCUUGGCGGCUAGGAAGCAAGGCAAAAGACGAAAUAAGGAUGCUGCUACUAACGAUACAAACACACAGAAAUCUCCAGAAACAAUAACAGUACCAUCCACACCCAAAGCGAGUACGGCAACACCCAAAUCAAGUACGGCAACACCCAAAUCGAGUAUGGCAACACUGACACUGUUGAACAGCGCCAAACAUCCACAGAGCAGGCAAGGCGCAGACGUGGCCAUCUCCAGAAUAGACCCGCAAGUGGGCAACAGCACUUCUAUCCCCGCCAACAUCGAAGCCGGCUCCUUAGUGGUACUCCAAGUGAACGACCCGAGUUCUCCGUCAAAGAAGAUGUUACAAACAUACAUCUCCAGAGGUCCGGGGCAACUAUCUCCUGUGGCGUUACCACCUGUAUUUUUGAACUCUGUGAUUGGCUACAUGAAAAAGACCAAUUCCAAAAGUGGGGAGGCGUCAUCGCCUCUUCUGACGUCAUCGACUAGUGUGGGAAGCCAAGAUAGCAGGACUAAUAUGCAAAGUGUUAUACAAAUUAAUCCGUGCCCGAGGAAAAGGCAGAGGAAUAACUCUUUCAAUAUCACGUCCCUUUAGUGUGAUUGAUAUUGUCGUUUGAUAUAGGUAUAUGUUUAAGACGAUAAGGUUAAGAUUACAUUGUAUUGGUAUAGUUUCGAUAACACAAUAAUAUUGAGGUUCUUUUUAAAAAAAAAUGCAGUUGUAAUGACGUCAUAAAGUCGCUUAUAUGGCUCGGCGCAAAAGAAAAUACGAUCUAUGAGUUUUAAUAGUAGUCAUUGGGUUCCACAAAUAUUUAUUAAAAGUUUUUAGUUUUUUUUUAUUAAAACUGCGCUCAAAGACUGAAUGAACUAACAAACUAACUAAGUAAUUAGCAUCCCCCUUCAAUAAAUACAACCUUAGUAUGUGUUGUAGUUAUAUAUUUUUUUUAAUUAUGCCUGAAAGUGUAAAUAUAUCUAUUAUUUGUUGAAAAAAAUCAACAUCCUAAAAAAGCUAUAGAGUUACAUAUUUUUAUUUAUUGUAAUGGUUUACUGAUACUGUUAGUUGCAAUACAACAUAUUAAUGCAACGUAAAACAAUAUUUUUAUAAUAUUUUAUGAAAAAUUAUUUUACGAUGUAAUUUGAACCCUCAAUAUCCUUUUUUUUAGCACAUUAUAUUAUUUUAUCUAUCGACACAUAUUUGAAGCUCUUAAUAAUUUAGAGAUGUUCCGAUCUACUGUAAAAAGGCCGUAUCUCCGUGAUAUUUGCAAUUUAUUCCAGUAAAUAUUUACUUUUUAACAAAAAGAUAAAAGCAACGGUACAUAUUUACUAUAAGCACUAAGUCUAUCUGUAUCUUAUUAAAGAGAUCGGCUACAAAUAUCAAUUGAUAAAGUCAUAUAUACUCCUUUUUCCCGAAAGGGUAGGCAGAGACUACAUCUUUCCACUUGUCACGAUCUCUGCAUACUUCCUUCGCUUCAUCCACAUUUAUAAUUCUCUUCAUGCAAGUUCGGCGGUUGCGGGUACUCUUGACCUGACACUUUGCCAGGACGUCCUAAAUUUGAUCA